This is a messenger RNA of Neomonachus schauinslandi (Hawaiian monk seal), 2550 nucleotides long. It is a transcript of the gene AGFG1, whose product is annotated as ArfGAP with FG repeats 1. Lineage: Eukaryota; Metazoa; Chordata; Mammalia; Carnivora; Phocidae. Gene Ontology annotation, cellular component: cytoplasmic vesicle. Gene Ontology annotation, molecular function: GTPase activator activity. The coding region runs from base 170 to 1924 and encodes 584 amino acids. The transcript is spliced from 14 exons. The record is from RefSeq and is a predicted model, not a curated record.
CCCAGCGCAGUCGAGUCGAGCCGAGGCGGCCAGGUCCGGCGCGGGCGGCGCGCGCUGACGGAGGGCGGCGGCCGCGGCCAGGGCGGCCCGUGGGACCGCGGGCCCCCGGCGCAGCGCCGCCGGGCUCCCGCUCCCGGCCCUGCCGGCCUCCUCCCUCGGCGUCGCGGCCAUGGCGGCCAGCGCGAAGCGGAAGCAGGAGGAGAAGCACCUGAAGAUGCUGCGGGACAUGACCGGUCUCCCGCACAACCGAAAGUGCUUCGACUGCGACCAGCGCGGCCCCACCUACGUGAACAUGACGGUCGGCUCCUUCGUCUGUACCUCCUGCUCCGGCAGCCUGAGAGGGUUAAAUCCACCACACAGGGUGAAAUCUAUCUCCAUGACAACAUUCACACAACAGGAAAUUGAAUUUCUGCAAAAACAUGGAAAUGAAGUCUGUAAACAGAUUUGGCUAGGAUUAUUUGAUGAUAGAUCUUCAGCAAUUCCAGACUUCAGGGAUCCACAAAAAGUGAAAGAGUUCCUACAAGAAAAGUAUGAAAAGAAAAGAUGGUACGUCCCUCCAGAACAAGCCAAAGUGGUGGCGUCAGUUCAUGCAUCUAUUUCAGGGUCCUCUGCCAGUAGCACAAGCAGCACACCUGAGGUCAAACCACUGAAGUCUCUCUUAGGAGAUUCAGCACCAGCACUGCACUUAAAUAAGGGCACACCUAGUCAGUCUCCAGUUGUAGGUCGCUCUCAAGGGCAGCAGCAGGAAAAGAAGCAGUUUGACCUUUUAAGUGAUCUUGGCUCAGACAUCUUUGCUGCUCCAGCACCUCAGUCAACAGCUACAGCCAAUUUUGCUAACUUUGCACAUUUCAACAGUCACGCAGCUCAGAAUUCUGCAAAUGCAGAUUUUGCAAACUUUGAUGCAUUUGGACAGUCUAGUGGUUCGAGUAAUUUUGGAGGUUUCCCCACAGCGAGUCACUCUCCUUUUCAGCCCCAAACUACAGCAUUUAGAAUGCUUUCAUCUAGCUGCAGUUUUGGUGAAUUUACUUCAGCUUUUCCUCUCCAGGCUUCCAACAGUGGAAGUGCUGGAUCAGUAAAUGCUAAUUUUGCUCAUUUUGAUAACUUCCCCAAAUCCUCCAGUGCUGAUUUUGGAACCUUCAAUACUUCCCAGAGUCAUCAAACAGCAUCAGCUAUUAGUAAAGUUUCAACGAACAAAGCUGGUCUACAGACUACAGACAAAUAUGCAGCACUUGCUAAUUUAGACAAUAUCUUCAGUGCUGGGCAAGGUGGUGAUCAGGGGAGUGGCUUUGGGACCGCAGGUAAAGCUCCUGUUGGUUCUGUGGUUUCAGUUCCCAGUCAGUCAAGUGCAUCCUCAGACAAAUAUGCAGCCCUGGCAGAACUAGACAGCGUUUUCAGCUCUGCAGCCACUUCCAGUAACGCAUAUACUUCCACAAGUAAUGCUAGCAGCAGUGUUUUCGGAACAGUGCCAGUGGGUGCUUCGGCACAGACACAGCCCGCUUCUUCCAGUGUGCCUGCUCCCUUUGGAGCUACGCCUUCCACAAAUCCAUUUGUUGCUGCUGCUGGUCCUUCUGUGGCAUCUUCUACAAAUCCAUUUCAGACCAAUGCCAGAGGAGCAACAGCUGCGACCUUUGGCACCGCCUCCAUGAGCAUGCCCGCGGGCUUCGGGACUCCCGCUUCCUACAGUCUUCCCACCAGCUUCAGCGGCAGCUUCCAGCAGCCUGCCUUCCCAGCCCAAGCCGCUUUCCCUCAACAGACAGCUUUUUCUCAACAGCCCAAUGGUUUUGCAGCAUUUGGACAAACAAAGCCAGUGGUAACCCCUUUUGGUCAAGUUGCAGCUGCUGGAGUAUCUAGUAAUCCCUUUAUGACUGGUGCACCAACAGGACAGUUUCCAACAGGAAGCUCAUCAACCAAUCCUUUCUUAUAGCCUUAUAUAGACACUUUACUGGAAUGAACUUUUACGUGGUCGCAUUACAUCUCUCCGCCUCUUGCACUGUUGUCUUGUUUCACUGAUCUGAGCUUUAAACACAAGAGAAGUCUUUAAAAAGCCUGCAUUGUGUAUCAAACACCAGGUAAUAUGUGCAAAACAGAGGGCUCCAGUAACAACUUGUAACCUGUGAAUUGGCAGAAAAAGGUAGCAGUAUCAUGUAUAUUAAAAAUUGGCUAAUAUUAAGUUAUUGCAGAUGCCACAUUCAUUAUGCUGCAGUACUGUACAUAUUUUUCUUAGAAAUUAGCUGUUUGUGCAUAUCAGUAUUUGUAACUUUAACACAUUGUUCUGUGAGAAAUGUUACUGGGGAAAUAGAUCAGCCACUUCUAAGGUGCUGUCAUAUAUCUUGGAAUGAACGACCUAAAAUCAUUUUAACCAUUGCUACUGGAAAGUUACAAAGUCAAAAUUGGAAGGUUUUAUUCAUUCUUGAAUUUUCCUUUCUAAAGAGCUCUUCUAUUUAUACAUACCUAAAUUCUUUAAAAAUGUAGAGGGAUACCUGUCUGCAUAAUAAAGCUGAUCAUGUUUUGCUACAGUUUGCAGGUGAAAAAAAUAAAUAUUAGAAAAUA